This is a messenger RNA of Prorocentrum cordatum, 1513 nucleotides long. The record is from the annotation of a GenBank genome assembly. Lineage: Eukaryota; Dinophyceae; Prorocentrales; Prorocentraceae.
GACCAUCACCGAGACCCAGAAGGCCGAGGCCGCGGCGGAGGACGAGCACCUGGAGUUCAUGACGGCCACAGGCAAGUCUCUUGGGGAGAAGAAGGUGAUCGAGGAGCAGAAGACCACAGAGAAGGACAACGCCGAGGAGGACCUGCAGGCCGCGGACGACAAGCUGCAGUCCAACAACAACAUCCUGCAGACCUCCAUCACGGAGCUGCUCGAGCUCAAGGCCGCGUGCAUCGACACGGGCAUGAGCUACCGCGACCGCGUGGCCAACCGCGAGGACGAGAUCGAGGCUCUCAAGAAGGCCCUGUGCAUACUCGGCGCCUACGAGAAGUUCGGCCCCGACGGCGCCAGCGACGCGUGUUGGGAGGCGUUGCAAGGCUUCGCUUCCGUGAGGCUCACGGCCACGUCCGAUGAGCGCCCGGGUCCGCGCGUCUACUUCGUGGAGAGCACCUACGUCCCUCGUCGGUUUUGCGGCUCGAAGGGCAGCGAUCCAGAGGUCCUGGAGCUCGAGUCCGUUCUUUUCGGAGGAGCUGCGCGGUACCCGUGCCCGUGCUGCCUGGCGACGUGCCCGUCGCCGGCAGGCGGCGGCUCGGCGGAGGCCGCGGGCGCCGCUGGACCGCUGGCCGCGAGGGAGCUGCAGGCGCAGCUUGCGCGCAGCGGCUGCCUGGAGGACGUGCUGGCGGCGGUGCGCGGCGCCCCAGCCGCCUGGCCCGAGGUGUCGCUGGCCACCGCGUGGCACCGCCUGGCCAAGCACUCGGCCGGGCGCCCGCAGCGCUGCGGGGGGGCCUGGGAGGAGGCGGUGCGGGCGCUGCUGCUGGCGCUGGAGGCGUUCUCGGCGCGCGACCUCUCCAACGCGCUGUACGCCCUGGCGCUGCUGCGCUUCCGGGACGGGCCGCUGCUGCGGGCCAUCUUCGCCCGCGUGCCCGGGCAGCUCGAUGAGUUCAACACGCAGUGCUUGGCGAACACGGUCUACGCCAUGGCGCUGCUGCGGGUGCGCCGCGAGGCGCGCCUCCUGCGCGGCGUGUGCGGGCGCGCGGCCGGCAGGAUCGCCGAGCUGAGGCCCCAGGAGAUCUCCAACGCGGUCUACGGCUGCGGCCUCCUCCGCUUCCAGAGCCGGGCCCUGCUGCGCGCCGCCUCCGAGGACGCGCCCGGCCGGCUGGCGGGCUUCGAGGCGCAGCACCUCUCGAACAUCGUCUACGCGCUGGGGCUCGUGAGGUUUGACGAGCCCGGCUUGCCGACGGCCCUGUGCGAGGCGGCCCUCGGACGGUUGGGCGAGUUCACCGCCCAGGGGCUGUCCAACACCGCCUACGGCCUCGGGCUCCUCGGCCUCCGGCACGCGGGCCUCGUGCGCGCGCUGGCCGCCCACGUGCCCGGCCGGCUGCGGGAGCUCUCGCCCCAGAACCUCGUGAACAUCUGCUUCGCGGCGGCGGUGUGGGGCCGCCCCGAGCUGUGGGCCCGGGCCGGGGAGCCGCGGAGAGAGGCGUGGCACGAGGUGUGCAGUGGGCGCCACGAAUAA